GGGGCGGAACUCCGUACUCCUGGCGCGGUUUCCCUGCCGGAUCGAAAAGCCAAGCGCACCAAGUGUCGCGGGAGCAGGCCCGCAGCAGCACCUUGGUCCCCUGCUCCCGCGACAUGGCUUUCAACUUUGCGGCUCCCUCGGGCAGCUCAGGUACCGCUGCAGCCACCGCAGCCCCCGCGGGUGGGUUUGGAGGAUUUGGGACAACAUCUACAACAGCAGGCUCUGCAUUCAGCUUUUCAGCUCCAGCUAACACUGGCACUACUGGACUCUUUGGUAGUACUCAGAACAAAGGUUUUGGAUUUGGUACUGGUUUUGGCACAACAACUGGAACUAGUACUGGUUUAGGUACUGGUUUGGGAACUGGACUUGGAUUUGGAGGAUUUAAUACACAGCAGCAGCAGCAACAACAACAAACUACAUUAGGUGGUCUCUUCAGUCAGCCUACACAAGCUCCUACCCAGUCCAAUCAACUGAUAAAUACUGCAAGUGCUCUUUCUGCUCCAACACUACUGGGAGAUGAGAGAGAUGCUAUUUUGGCGAAAUGGAAUCAACUACAGGCCUUUUGGGGAACAGGAAAAGGAUAUUUCAACAAUAACAUUCCACCAGUGGAAUUCACGCAAGAAAAUCCUUUUUGCCGAUUUAAGGCAGUAGGUUACAGUUGUAUGCCCAAUAAUAAAGACGAAGAUGGCCUAGUGGUUUUAGUUUUCAACAAAAAGGAAACGGAUAUUCGAAGCCAGCAACAGCAGUUGGUAGAAUCAUUACAUAAAGUUUUGGGAGGAAACCAGACCCUUACUGUAAAUGUAGAGGGAAUUAAAACAUUACCAGAUGAUCAGACAGAAGUUGUCAUUUAUGUUGUUGAGCGUUCUCCAAAUGGUACCUCAAGAAGAGUUCCAGCUACAACACUCUAUGCCCAUUUUGAACAAACCAUUAUAAAAACACAACUGCAGCAGCUUGGUGUAACCCUUUCUAUGACUAGAACAGAACUUUCUCCUGCACAGAUCAAACAGCUUUUACAGAAUCCUCCUGCUGGUGUCGAUCCUAUUAUCUGGGAACAAGCCAAGGUGGACAACCCUGAUUCUGAAAAGUUAAUUCCUGUACCAAUGGUGGGUUUUAAGGAACUUCUUCGAAGACUGAAGGUCCAAGAUCAGAUGACUAAGCAGCAUCAAACCAGAUUAGAUAUCAUAUCUGAAGAUAUUAGUGAAUUACAGAAGAAUCAAACUACAACUAUGGCCAAAAUUGCACAGUACAAGAGGAAACUCAUGGAUCUUUCCCACAGAACCUUACAGGUCCUAAUCAAACAGGAAAUUCAGAGGAAGAGUGGAUAUGCCAUCCAAGCUGAUGAAGAGCAGUUGCGAGUUCAGCUAGAUACAAUUCAGUGUGAACUAAAUGCCCCCACUCAGUUUAAGGGCCGACUCAAUGAACUGAUGUCCCAAAUCAGGAUGCAGAAUCAUUUUGGAGCAGUCAGAUCUGAAGAAAGAUAUUAUAUAGAUGCAGAUCUGUUGCGAGAAAUCAAGCAGCAUUUGAAACAACAACAGGAAGGCCUUAGCCACUUGAUUAGCAUCAUAAAAGAUGACCUAGAAGAUAUCAAGUUGGUAGAACACGGAUUGAAUGAAACCCUCCACAUCAGAAGUGGUGUCUUCAGUUGACAGUUCACAAACUCAUGUUUAAGGUUUGUGACGUACAUCUUCUUGUUAUACACCAAGCUUUCCUUAAGAAUGAAACUGACCACAUGGAGGGGGGGAAAAAACCAAUCCUCUCUCCUGGCUUGGUUUUUGAGAAGGUUACUGGUAAAUUAUUAAUCAUCGAAUCUGAAAUGAGUCAUUUAACUGCUCUUCAGAGAUAGCCUUUGAAAGAUUUACAUCUAAAAGCUGUAAUUACUUUAAGAGAAUAUGUAAUUACAAAAAAUAUGUACUAUUGUACAUUUUUACAGCAGCAUCAUUCAAAACAAUCAGUGUUUAAUGAUUAUUCUCCAUUGAGCCUGAACUCUGCUUUCCGUGGCAAGUAAAUAUGAAAUAUCAACUUUGCACAUAACAAAAUAAACUGUAUAAUCAUUUGGCUGUUGGAGAUUUGUACUUCAAAAUGUAAAUGUACAUCAGUUUUUAUAUUUGUGAAUUCAUCUGUGGGAAGAGGAGCAAAGAAAAAUCUAAGUAUUUAAUGAUUAAUGUGGUUUUCUUUUCAUUCUAUAAAGAUUUGAAAAUAUAUUUUUAUAUUAUUUUACUUAUUUGGAAUUUACAGAACACACCUAAGCAAUUAGGAUAUAACAAAGUUAUGUUUUAUCAUUUUUCAACUUUUUUGUUUUUUAAACUUUUUUAUUUCUAAAAAAGAUAAACAUGAAUAAAUUGUUGAUUGUAAUUACUUUUUAUAUAAUUCUGUCUGGUGCUUUAUUUGGCUCUUGGAGAAUGACCAUUCAUGUCCACACAAGUACUAAAUCAUAAUCACAACUCAGUUUCAUCCUGGUUUUAAGUCUGACUUUUCCCUCCUAGGAAAAUGUAUCAACACUGAUAUAUUUUGAUGAGGGUGUAGCAAAUAAAAAUUCCUUCAGGAGUCAUCUAGGAUACAGAAUUCUCUAAUAUGUUGUAUCUGAGAACACUGGAAAAUCUGAAUAGACCUGAUGAUGUGCAACAGUGAUUUUUUAACUAGAUAAUUUUAAGAGUUUUUCUGACUGCAGACUGCACACUUGGGCUGCAUCAUGUCUGCCCCUCUUAAGGAUGCAUUAAAAGUUAAAGCAUUAAACUUAAUGCUUUAACUUGACAUUUCUGGGUAAUGCUUUGGCUUAUGAUGUUUAUCGUAAGAAACAGCCUGAGGAACCUUGCCACCGUGUUGCCUGUGAAGAUAGUGAGGAGUGUGACGCACUGUAUGUCCAGCCAGAGCCAUCCUCUUGGGUCCCACUGAAGGACUUUCUGUCUAGAUGCAGACCAGGUAACAGUUUUGUAGGAAACAAACUUUACAGCUCAUUCUCUCUUUCCAUGACAGCUGCUAGAAGUGUGCAGCCACUUUUGCAAGUUUACGUCAGGCAAACUUGUUAUAUACUCCUCUCUGUACCACCCUUUCAUCAUACCUUCCUACUCAUUGCUGCAAUUCCAACAGUGGUGGGAGGAAUUUUUUUCUCUCCGUUUGCUCCUUGGCCCAGAAGAUAAGCACUUCCAUUCUUCUCAUCCACGUAGUGCAUGUGGAAGGAGUGUGUUCCCCUGCAUGCCAUCUUAUCAUAGCAAGAGUUGUUGAUCUAACAGAUGAGAAUUGUUACUCAUUGAGCCACAUUCUCUGUUGGGCAGCUGGCUAAUCAACGCACAUUGUGCUCACUUCUCUAGCCUUUUGUUUUUUUGUGCUCUGAUAUUAUAUUAUCAGGUUUCUGAUUUCACCAGCCCUAGACAGGGCUCAGGGCUUUUCAAAGACAGGCCCAGAUUAAGUUUUGAUCCUGCUGCUGACUAUGUGUGUAAGGCAAGCCUGUGAUCCUUCCUUGUUCAUUAACUGGUUAGGUAACUGGAUUUGGUCUGUACCUGAGUUGUGUUCCAAGCAAGUGAUAACCAAAUUGUAGACUUGGGGGACACAAGAAAGAAAGGCUCACUUUGGCCUCAUGACUAGUAUUCCCCAGCACAAUUUAUAGAUGUUCAGUCCACUCAAAAUUCUGAGUAUGAAGCUAGGUAAAUGAUAAAAUUAAAGCAUAUCAAACCUCUCAUGCCUAGUUUAGAUUUCAUUUAGCUUUUCUGUAUUUUUUAAAGUGGCCUUAAUUCCUUUUAAAAAUAUUAGCAUUCUAAGUGUCAGUUACCAAAGCCCUAAAAUUACUUACUACUGUUUAACUACUACAGUAUAUUGGAAAAAAGAGUACUAUAUAUUGUAUAAUCUCAUUUUCCCUUGCGUAUUGAGCAUGAAAUAUUCUUUCAGUACCAUCUGCCUGGGUUAACAUGAGGUUCAAAUUAGGGACUAUGAAUAUUAAAUACUUAGUAAACUAUAGAAAUAAAAAGUGUUCAUUUAUUGACGAGAGAAAGCAGAGACUGAAUACACUAUUUGAAGUCAAAGUUUGAUCUUUUAAAGAUGAGUACAACACAUUUAAAAUUCUAAUUCAGGAAUUAAACUCAUCUUAAACUCUAUAAACUACUAACUAACUUUACAUUUUAAUAUCUGGCAAUUCUACUGAAAUUCUAGUAAUUUUAGUCUUUUAUUGAAUUAAAAGCAUACUUUUAUUUUUGCAAUAAGAUUAAUACAGAAAUAAGUAAAAACUGAAUUCUGUGAGAUAUGGAUCAAUUACCCGAACUUGUGAGGUGAAUAACAAAUACGCAGUUCUCAUUUUGUCAACUGACUUUGGCCAACAAGUGAAAAAUACAUCAUUCCUUUGAUGAUUUCUGUGGGAGGCCGGUAGUAUAUUUCAGGUAAUAAAGAAGGUGUCAGACUACAGCGCAGUAAAGGGAUUUAUAGUAGAGGCACCGACUAAAAUGAAUGUUCCAAGUGUUGGAAGGAGCAUUUUGCCAGAAGAUGCAAAGUGAUGGGUUUUGGGACCUGGGCCUGGACCUGGACCUGGAGCUGGAGCUGGAGCUGUUAAUGAGAACACAGAGUCAGUGACACAUCAUUUUUGAUAUCAAGUUUCAUCCGCCUAUGCUAUAUAUCCUGAAUAUAUAAGCACACAUUCAAGCUGAGUUAGAAACUUACGUGAAAUACCUCUAACCAGGAAGAGUUUAAAAAUAGUUCAUUACAGAUUUGGGGCUACAUUUUUCAUAUCUAUCAUCACCAGGGUGUGCUGAUCUAGGUUUGAUCUAGGAUUCCUCAGCCUUUUAAUAUCUGUAUAGACAAGAUAAUUUGUUGUUGUUCAAGUUCCCUAGAAUUUCUUAGAAAUUUUAAAUUCUCAUUUUCUUUCUCUACAUGCAAGAUACAGCUUAAUUCUGUCUUCUCUACUUCAAAUAAGAUAGUACAUUUCACAUGCAUACUCUACCAAUAUACAACAGAAAUAUCUGUGCUUUUUCUUUUCUAGGGUCACACUUGUGACAUAUGGAGGUUCCCAGGCUAGGGGUUGAAUCAGAGCUGCAGCUGCUGGCCUACACCUCAGCCACAGCAAACGCCAGAUCCAAGCCACAUCUGGGACCUACACCACAGCUCACGGCAACCCCAGAUCCUUAACCCACUUAGCAAGGCCAGGGAUCGAACCCACGUCCUCAUGGAUGCCAGUCAGGUUUAUUAACUGCUGAGCCACAAUGGGAAUUCCUACAGCUGCAUUUUUUAAACGCUAAGCCCUACAAUCCGAUUUGCUAAAAAUCAACUUUUUCCUUCUAGACAGAAAAUACUUCUGGAAGAAACUGCUUUCCAUUUAUCUGAACUAGUGGAGCAGUAUAUUGGAAUCUGGCCAUCUCAUUAUGGUCUGUUUCCUACUGCUCUUAAUGUUAGCUAUCUGACUUUUGGCUGUGUUCUAGUUUAGACUAUUCAAAGGAAGACUGACAAGAAAUAUACAAAUGGAACCACCACUCAGAUUUCAUAAAGAAACCAAGAGAAAUAACUAGUAAAUGUUACAAAAACCUUCAGCUCAUGGAUUGACUUGUCAUCAUUAUAAACAUGCAAUUACGUGCAUACAGAUGGGGAAUGGACAGACAGGUGCACUCGUACAUUAGUUUGUUACUAGAGAGCAGUGGUUCUCAAGGGGGUGGUACUGCCCCAUAAGAGGCAGGUUGGAAAUCUGUUAGGCUGUCUUUUGAUUGUCACAACAGUGGGGUAGAAGGGUAGUAUCCCACAAUGCUAUGGACAGUCUGGCACAAUGAAAAAAAUCGACCCACUUCCAUAUAAAUUUCAAAUGCACGAAACAUACAUGUAAGUUAGAAACCUAUUUAUAAUGCUCAAACCCAGAACCUAAGUCAGUUUUAAACAGAAGCAAAAUGUUUCUGGGUGAUUUUAAUAAACAUUAGAUUCUACCUAGUGCCCAGGGUAUUUCUUCACUUUUUCUUGUACGUGCACAGAAUAGCUCCCGUCCUCGCCUAAAUCCAAACUUGUGUAAGUAAACAUAAUCAUCUGACCACUUCAUUAUGUCUUCUAGAAUAAUCUAUGCAUUUACAUAUUGAAAUAUGUAAUUUUAUUAUAAAUUACAGUUAAGACAUUAUACUGUUUUUGUUUUUAAUGGGUACAAGUGGGUCUUAUCUAUGAAUCUUAUUCCAGGAUAGCUUUUUAAAAUUUUUACUCUAAAAAGGGAGAACUGGGUUGACAGGGUUGAGAACCAUUGCUCAAAAAAGUCUGAACUAUACACAGUUCAAACGAUCACUCAAGAAGCAAAGUCAAGCUGCCCCCCACCAUUUGCACAUGUAAGCGUUUAGAUCUGACAUGUAUUGUGUUACAUGAUUUUGUUCCUUUUGUUGAGAAAAAUAAAUAUUUCUGUAUCACAAAAACAGGCAUUUAACAACUAAGGAAAAGAGAUACUUCUUACUAGGAUUGUUGAUAUCUUGAUUUUUGCCUUCUAAAAUAUAAACAGAUUUUGAGUUAACUGCAUUAUUCACCUAUUUAUCCCAAACAGAAAAAUCUGAUUAAAUGAUUAAACAAACUUGGUUAUCUCUGGGUGUGGGACUAGGGGGCAGGAUGUGAGGUUCAGAGGUAUAUGUCCAUAUAUAUAUAUAUAUAUAUAUAUAUAUAUAUAUAUAUGGACAGUUUAGUUUUUGCUCAUUUAAACUUUUUUUUUUACCAUGUAUGUGUAUUUCCAUUAAAAGAAAGGUUAAAAUUUCAUUUAUAGAAAAGUAUUUUUUCUACAUAUUGAACUCAGAUUGCCAAGCACAACCGUAAUACCUUCCAUUUGUUGAGUGUUUACUAUGUGUCACGCAUUAACCGAAUGCUUUAUGUACACUGUCCCCUUUAUUUCUUACAGUCCUGGUAGGUAGUAGAAUUACCCCCUAUUAUUCAGAUGUUCCCCAAAACCUGCAUAAAAUCACAGAGGUAAUCACUGGUAGCAAUGCCUGCUUUCAAAACCUCUGCUCUUAUUACUAUGCUAUUCUGACUCCAAGUGUGUGCUGAGCAUUGAAAUAAUAUAAUAUUGCCAUAUUUUGACAGCUUUGAAGCCAGAUGCCAAUUCUAGUAGCCCAGAUUAGAGGUGUAUUUUCUGUAACUAACUGGUUGGAAGACAAGUGUUGUAUUACAGAAAAUGAAUAAAACUUGAAAUGUUUUUGA
Molecule: messenger RNA, 7128 nt
Organism: Sus scrofa (pig)
Lineage: Eukaryota; Metazoa; Chordata; Mammalia; Artiodactyla; Suidae
Gene: NUP54
Product: nucleoporin 54
Biological process (GO): NLS-bearing protein import into nucleus; protein localization to nuclear inner membrane; nuclear pore organization
Cellular component (GO): nuclear pore; nuclear pore central transport channel
Molecular function (GO): structural constituent of nuclear pore
Source: RefSeq, a predicted model, not a curated record